This is a messenger RNA of Neltuma alba, 1724 nucleotides long. Its product is annotated as DNA-damage-repair/toleration protein DRT111, chloroplastic. Bases 345 to 1472 code for a protein of 375 amino acids. Gene Ontology annotation, molecular function: RNA binding. Gene Ontology annotation, biological process: mRNA cis splicing, via spliceosome. The transcript is spliced from 2 exons. The record is from RefSeq and is a predicted model, not a curated record. NCBI's taxonomy places the organism in Eukaryota, Viridiplantae, Streptophyta, Magnoliopsida, Fabales, Fabaceae. Gene Ontology annotation, cellular component: precatalytic spliceosome.
UCCGACUUCCGAGUUCUAGCGUUUUCGUUUCGUCUCAGCCCUAAAUCGAACCGCGAGUUGCGACCCCUGCCCCUUCCCUGUUGAAUGACCCCAUCUUGUUCCUUCGUGUUUUUCUCUCAAGCACUCACAGAGACAUUGAAUCCCUUCAUGUUUCUCUAGCAGCUUGGAGAGGUGGUUCCACUCGGGAUCUUACUCAAGUUCAUACUGGUCGAAGCCUCUGUGGGGGCUUACCCUACCACCAAUUGGUCUUCCAUAGACGAAAUAGAAGCGUGGUCGGAGCUCACAGAUUCGAAUUUCUUGGAUUUCACAAAAUUUUGGUUGCCGAGCUGUAAAGCGGUGUCGAAAUGUUGGGUGGGCUAUAUGGAGACCUCCCUCCUCCUUCAUCCGCCGAAGAAGAGAAAACCAAUAACGCCAAUGUAUGGUCGAGCAGCACCAAGAUGGCGCCAGCAACCCUUCGCAAGCCGGUUUUCGCGCCUCCUCAGACGAUUCUGAGAACCCAGAACAAGCCCAAAACUGUCAAUUCUUCAGCACCUAAAACAGCGACGUCGACGCCGGUCACGGCACCGUCACCGGUUGUGCCUGAUGACGCAGCGCAACCCGCUCUUGUGGGUGUCCAAUCGACAGUGAUGGAGGAGUAUGACCCGGCGAGGCCGAAUGACUAUGAAGAGUAUCGAAGGGAGAAGAAGAGGAAGGCUAGGGAGGCAGAGAUGAUGAAAGAGCUCGAGAGGAGGCGGCAGGAAGAGGAAGAGAGGGAGAGGAGGGAGAAAGAGGAGCGGGAGAAGGAGAGGGACAGAGAAUAUGGAGACUCGAGAUUGAACAUUUCUGGGGAGGAGGCAUGGAGAAGGCGUGCGGCGAUGAGUGGGGCAAUGCCAAGAUCUCCAUCGCCACCGCCUAACGGAGAUGGUUUUACUAUUGGCAAGUCAGAAACAGGCGGUUUGGGGCUUGGUGCCGGUGGGCAAAUGACAGCAGCUCAGAGAAUGAUGGCAAAGAUGGGAUGGAAGGAGGGACAAGGACUUGGGAAGCAGGAGCAGGGAAUUACUACACCGUUGAUGGCGAAGAAAACAGAUAGACGAGCUGGAGUCAUUGUGAAUGCUAGUGACAAUAAGCCGGAAAAGAAAUUGAAGAGUGUGAGUUUCAAUGGGCCACCUACGAGGGUGCUGCUGCUUAGGAACAUGGUGGGUCCUGGCGAGGUAGAUGAUGAGCUUGAAGAUGAGGUAGGGUCAGAAUGUGCCAAGUAUGGGACUGUUACUCGGGUCCUGAUAUUUGAGAUAACAGAGCCAAAUUUCCCCGCUGAUGAGGCCGUCAGAAUCUUUGUGCAAUUUGAGAGGUCUGAAGAAACAACUAAAGCCAUUAUUGACCUUGACGGUAGGUACUUUGGAGGUAGAGUGGUGCGAGCCUCAUUUUAUGACGAAGAGAGAUUUGGAAAGAAUGAAUUAGCUCCAAUGCCGGGAGAAGUCCCUGGCUUUUUCUGAAAUAAGAGAUUCAACCUGUGAUGUCCUAGAAGAACUUGUUAGUGAUUGCCAUGAAAACUCGGAAGUGAGUUUUGCUCAUCAUUUGUGGUGAGUAGGCUCCCAUCUGUGAAAAAUGGUGUUUGUAACUGCAUCAUAAGGUUGUUGCUUAGGGAUUGAUUGCUCAUAUCGUUUGGUGACGCAAUUCUUCCUAGUAACGAAAAGAAACGAGCUCUUUAAAAGAAAUUUUACCAGGUAAGUGGAGAAGGAACUCUA